GCGUCCGCAGAGGUCGGGCAACAAGCACGCAAGCACGCCGGCGGAUAACUACUACCUGGCUCGGAGGAGGACCCUGCAGGUGGUGGUCAGCUCCUUGCUCACCGAAGCCGGCUUCGAGAGCGCUGAAAAGGCGGCGGUGGAGACGCUGACGGAGAUGUUACAGAGCUAUAUUUCUGAAAUUGGAAGGAGCGCAAAGUCCUACUGUGAACAUACAGCCAGAACCCAGCCUACGCUCUCCGAUAUCAUGGUUACUCUAGUAGAAAUGGGGUUCAAUGUUGAAACGCUUCCUGCGUAUGCCAAGCGGUCCCAGCGGAUGGUCAUCACUGCCCCGCCUGUGACAAACCAGCCCGUGACUCCCAAGGCCCUGACAGCUGGACAGAACAAGCCACAUCCAUCCCACAUUCCUGGCCAUUUCCCUGAGUUUCCAGAUCCUCACACUUACAUCAAGACACCAACAUACCGGGAGCCUGUAUCUGAUUAUCAAGUCCUACGGGAAAAGGCAGCAUCUCAACGGCGCGAUGUAGAAAGAGCUCUCACACGUUUCAUGGCUAAGACGGGAGAAACGCAGAGCCUCUUCAAAGAUGACGUUAGCACAUUCCCAUUGAUUGCUGCCAGGCCUUUCACCGUACCCUACCUGACAGCUCUUCUCCCCUCUGAGCUGGAAAUGCAGCAAAUGGAAGAAACAGAUUCAUCGGAGCAAGACGACCAGACAGACACCGAGAACCUCCCCCUGCACAUGAGCACGGAUGAUUCAGGACCUGAAAAGGAGAAUGCUUCAGUGUUACAGCAGAACACCUCCCUGUCAGGCAGUCGGAACGGGGAGGAAAAUGUGAUAGACAAUCCCUACCUCCGCCCAGUGAAAAAGCCCAAGAUCCGUAGAAAGAAGUGAGAUGUAGCCAGCUGGCUGCUCAGAGGAAGAGAAACCGGGGGGUUCACCUCCGCUGCUGUGGGUGAGAGGCAUGGAGCAUGAUAGGAGAGGCAAUCCGUCUGAGUGGCAGCAGCAGCAGAACGGUCUCUCUCUGCCUAGCAAACUACACUCUCAUCCUGGUUUGCGAUGCUCCCUCUUUGCCCUCUGCUCUCCUGCUGACUUGGAACGGUCAAUGGUCAAUUGCCUUAAAAGCGUUGAAGGCCACCGGGUUACAGAUGGGAAUUGUCUCCUUUACUUUGGUUUGUUCUC
Molecule: messenger RNA, 1177 nt
Organism: Nipponia nippon (crested ibis)
Lineage: Eukaryota; Metazoa; Chordata; Aves; Pelecaniformes; Threskiornithidae
Source: RefSeq, a predicted model, not a curated record